Messenger RNA from Vigna unguiculata (cowpea), 2716 nucleotides. Its product is annotated as F-box protein SKIP23-like. The record is from RefSeq and is a predicted model, not a curated record. NCBI's taxonomy places the organism in Eukaryota, Viridiplantae, Streptophyta, Magnoliopsida, Fabales, Fabaceae. Gene Ontology annotation, molecular function: protein binding.
AAAUGUAUAUACUGAAUAUAUUUUUCAAAAGAAACCAUGUUCUUAUUGAAAGAUCUAGUUACAGUUGAGUUCUUUGUUUUCACGUCUGAUAACUUAACCGUUUUUCUCUUUCCUCACUCUUUCUCCUUCAAGCUCAUCAUCAAUGGCGGACUGGUCUGAACUUCCGAAGGACCUUCUCAACCUAAUCUCUCAACGCCUUCAAAGCCCUCUCUACCUUCUCCGUUUCCGAUCCGUUUGUUCUUCUUGGCGCUCUUCUUCGUCAUCAUCAUCUUCUUCUUCCCCUUUUCCCUUCUCUCACUCCAUCACUCUCACCCCCACCUUCUCCCUCUACCACCGCUCCCUCCUCCUCCUCACGCCACCCUCCACCGCCCCCAAUUGCCGCCCCUGGCUCGUUAAAAUUUCCCACGACCCACGCGCCCGCACCGCGCGUCUAUUCCAUACGCUUUCCCGCUCCCAGCCAAAACGACCGCGUUUCGCGCUCGACCUCCUCCGCCUCCACGUUCUCGACCUUGGCUGCGAGUUCCGCCUCUCCAGCGCCUGCCCCUCCACGGAAUCCCUCUACGACGAGAAGCUCGUCCUGCUCUCCGCCGGAAAUGACGGCUUUGCCCUCCUCACCAUCCACAUCUCCGGCAAGCUCGCCCUCUUCCUCCGCGGCGACUCGGGCUGGACCAUCAUCCCCGACAUGCCGACCCCCUACGACGACGUCUGCGCCUUCCGCGGCACCUUCUACGCCGUCGACGGCAACGGCCGUACAGUCACCGUGGGGCUCGACGCCUCGCUCCGCGUUGUCACGGAGCGCGUCUUCGGCGGGGACAAGAAGUUUCUGGUAGAGUGCAACGGCGCGCUGAUGCUGGUGGACCUGUACUUGUUCGCGGACUACGAAAAUUUGGACGAGGAGGAUGUUGGUGUCAUUGGGUGGGAGAGGACGGUGAGGUUUGAUGUGUUUAGGCUCGAUGAGGAGGUGGGGAGGUGGGUGGAGGUGGCGAGUUUAGGGGAGUGGGUUUUGUUCUUGGGAGAUGAUUGUGCGUUUUCGGCUUCUGCAAAGGAUUUGGGGGUUGAGAGAGGGAACUACGUGGUGUUUAGAGAUGAUGGGUUGGGUGCUGUCAGGGUUGCUAAUGGAGUUGGGGUUUUUGAUUUGGAUGAUGGAAGGAUUUCGCCCUUGUCUCAGUGUCCUGGCUUUUCUGAGCUAUUCUGGCCGCCCCCGGUUUGGGUCAGAACCCAUUGAUGCUUCGCGAGUGCAUGUUUGGUUUUCGGUUGGGAAGAUGAUUCUUGGACACCCCUUGAGAUAGAUGGGAAGACAAAAGAUAUAAGGAAUUGAUAUGAUUGAAGAUCUGAUGUUAGAAGAAGUGAGGUGGAGAGAGAAAUAAGAGGUAUUUAUGGCGUUGUUUGUAAUUUCUGAGUGUUGGGAGGUUCCAAUGUAUGUUCAGAACGUAAAACGGAAAAGCAUCUUUCUUUGGUUUUCAGUUGGAGUCCUGAUAUUAAACUGAUUUUGGCUUUGAAACUCAGUUUGAAAAAAUAGAAGUAAAGAGAGAGUUGCUUUUGCAAACUCAGUUUGCUAAAUGAAGUUCAUUCAAACUUAAGUUUACAAAAUUUAGGGUGUUAAUUUAUCGUAAGGCACCAUAUUUUUCAUUAUUGUUUGGUUGCAUUGGGUGUUAAUAGAGUCACAAUUAGAAUAGGGACUUUAUUGUUUGGAUAAUGGUCGGAUUGGGCCCUUGUUGAAGUGUCUGUGGUGGGUUUUCCGAGGUGUUCUGGCCACCGCCAGAUUGAUUCAGGUUGACACUUCAUGCUUGGUAUGCUGAUUUAGUUGUUCUCAAGGUGAAUUAUGCAUGAAUAUCUAAUUUCAUUGCUUAGUGCAUGUUUGGUUUUCACUUGGAGACCCCAAUGUGCAAUCAAAAUGUAUGAUCUCUUAUUUAGUUUACAGUUUGAUUUGAUUGUAAAUUGAGGUUUCUCUAUUUUGUCUAGAAACUCAGUUUGAAAAAGAAGCAAAGGGAGAGAUGCUUUUACAACUCAGUUUGCAAAAUGAAGUUCAUUCAAACUUAAGUUUAGAAACUUAAUCCAAGCACAGCCUUAGUGUGUGUUUUAAUUUAUUAGAGGACACCUACAAAACCACUUGUUCUGGAUUUUUAAACUUGAUAACUGGAGUAUUACUUUGUUGUUAAUUGACGCAUGUGCUAAGGUUUGGUGUAUAUAAUGAAGGUUGAUUAAUGAAGUUUUAGAUUAGGACUAUAGGUUUCUUAUGUGUAGUGAAGAAGUAUAGGUAUUUUUGACAUGGCUCUUUUUUAUUACGAGAGUUUCACUCGGUAAUAUGGCAUAUCUAUAAAGUGGAGUAACACAUUAGAGCACUGCACAAGCAGCUUCAUGUGGCUUUCAUUCCAGAUGAAGUACUGUUGGUCAAUCUUGAAUGAGAACAGGCUAGCUGCUUUAAAAUGGUUUUUGGUGUAAAGCUUGGUUAUCAGUAAUACAUGUCACCGCUGGGGCUAGUUUGAGACCAUACUUGAAUGGUAUUUUCCCUGUUGACUGAUGUUUCUAGAAGACCUUUAGAAGAGGAGAUCAUAAAAGGAUUUGCAUAUGUUAUUACUACUAACAAUGAAAGUGAACACUAUUCCUUUGUGAAUCCUCUCCACAUUAUUAUUCUAUUUUUGUGAUUUUAGUGAUGCUGAAAAUAUUGUGCAUUAUUUAAUUUUGAAAGUUAGCUUCUAUGAAUAAUGGUGCAUAA